This is a messenger RNA of Physcomitrium patens, 5665 nucleotides long. NCBI's taxonomy places the organism in Eukaryota, Viridiplantae, Streptophyta, Bryopsida, Funariales, Funariaceae. The record is from RefSeq and is a predicted model, not a curated record.
CGGAGAAGGAGGAGGUUGUUGAUUUCAUUGCAAAAGUCUCCAAAUGCGACCAAAACAAGCGGAGAGCAGUGGCAAGACGCGAGCUUUGACGAGAAGUUGUGGUGGGGCUGGCAAGUUUUGCUGUGCUCUGCUGCCGGAAAGGACGAAUGGGGAGCGAGGGAGCAGGCAGGAAAACGGAAAGGAAGAGGGCAGAGGAAUAAGAAGCAGACGAAGAAGGGAAUGCAAUUUUUGCCUGUUCAGCAACGGUUUGAUCUCCGUCUUCCUUCCUCACCCACAGAAAGCUUUUGCACUUUUCGAACUGUAUGGGUUUGAUUUUUGGUCUACAGCUUGUCUCUCGUUGCUUGGGGCGGCGGCGCCAUGGUUGUUUGUUUGAUGUGGGGGUAGUCACACAAUUCCUUUUUUCUUAUUUUUUUUCUUAUUUUUCUUACUUUUGUAUUAAUUCGAUUGCAGGACAUUGAGUAUAGCAGAUGCUGUAUUGAGUCGUUGCAACUUUGAGGUGCACAAGUGCGAGUCGUCACUCUGUUUGAAGCCUCUCUGUUUAGUUUGAUGAAUGGGUGCGGAGUAGCUGGCGACGGUGCGUGUCGGAGCAUGCUAUCGUCAACGAAGAUGAUGCACAUUGUGGGAAAAGAAGAACGAGCUGUUAGAGUCAUUUGGAGUAGCUACAGUAAGGUUUGAGAGUCAUGUGGUCUCAUCGGACAAGUUGUUAGUGUGGAGAUUGGAUCCUAAGAAAACUCUCUGCUUUUGGGUCGUGCGCAUCAUGUUUCUAUGAGGAAUGCGCUUUGAACGAAUCGUCGCAAAACGUUUUGAAAUAGCUCGCAUGAUUCGCGAGUUCAUCGCCUGUUUGCCAUCUUAAUUUGAAGUGAUGGAUCCUCGAGGCGUGUAAUCGGAACCCGCUGCAGAGUUAAUGAGCUUUGUUUGAUACCAAUCAUACAUCAACUUUGGAGGAUUUGCAUUCCACGAUUAUUCUAUCAAAAUGUUGCAACGAUCCUCGUAGGAAUCAUCCCGACCUGAAGCAGUGGGAUUCAUCGUGAAGCUUAAUAUGAAUGGCCUGCAUUUUCUGGUUACUGUUGCGUGACAUUACGUUGUGGAGGAGUUGACGAAAUAGAAAUCGGGACACAUGGUCGUUAUUGAAACAUUACUCAGUUGGGGAUCUCAAACAACUUGUCAAAACUUUCAGCUACCUUCAUGGUUUUAUGGGUGACCAGCGAGUGGUGCGAGACAGAAGUGUGUGUAAAAGAUGGAUAAAUGGGAAUGGUGAAAUUUUCUGCUAUGGAGGAGAGCUGAUCAGCCAGCACAAGCCAAUGUUCGGUAGAAUACGCUUUCAUGGGAUAUUAGAAGAGUAUUGCAACUGCAGCGUCUAACAACUCGAUGUUAAAGGUACACUAUGGACCAUCAUGUAUCGAAUGAAGAUGUACCGGAUGUUGAACUUCGAUCAUCUGCGGUGGUAGAUGCUAGAGGAUCAGAGACAAGUUAUGACUUCCAUGCAGCCAAACAACUGCCCUUCAGUAUCGUGUAUUGCUCCGGUCAGGAUAUGGAUUACCCAGCCGCUGAACUAAACAAUGGUGUAUUGAGUCGAGGAUGGCAAAGCACCAGGCAUGUAGCUUAACCAUCGUCUCAAACUCCAUGGCUUAACCAUAGGCUCACUUAGUGACCUCGACAAGCAUUAUCUGAAAUUUCCUCCCUACUAUGAAAAAGAACUCUUGGUUAGUUACCGUUGAUCUCAACGUCUUCCAUCCUACUGCCAGAUUUUGUCACUACCCUCAAGAGAUUGUGCUGGAGCUCCAAUGGCCAUCUCGUAUCAUCAACAUGCAACUACUUUCUCAUGAGUUCAAGAUUCCCACCAAGGUUGAGGUGUUUGUGGGUUUAAUUGUGCCGUACGUGUAUGAGGCUGUUGGCCAGAUGAAGCGACUCGGAUACUUGGCGUUGGAUUGUAACGAACGAAGCGGACACCAGGCAAGGGAACUCAAGGGUGUGUACAUCGAUUCUCCAGCCACAGUUGUGCGGUUGGUGUUUCACAAUUGCCACGUCAACAAUUUCAACGUCUAUAAUCAGGUGGGUUUAAUGGCGCUGAUACUAACAGGCGAACCUCUAGAUGAGCAACAAUGGACACUACUAACUCAACCUGGAUUUGAAGACCUUCUCCAAACUCCCAGGAGACGGGGGGUUUGGAAUUCGAAAGUACCAGAGAUGAUGAUGCAACGUCGCAGGAGCCCUGAAAGAAGGGGUGACACUGAUUCUUCCACUGCAAGCCGCAUCCUUCAAUUGCAAGAGGAGAAGAACAGUGCGGUGCUGAGUGAGGACUAUGAUGAGGCUAAGCGGCUAAAGGGUCUAAUUGAUAGGCUCAAAAUCAUUGGUGAGGAGAUCAAACAGUUGGAAAAUAAAAAGCAACUGGCUGUUGAGGAUGAAGACUACGACACUGCAAAAACCUGCAAGGAAGAGAUAGAGAAACUCCAUGUACAAGAGCUUUUACCUGACCGUCAACUUGCUCAGAAGGUUGAUGUAGUUUCUGACUGCGGUAUAAGCUCAGAAGAGAGCGUGGAUGAGGUACAUGCAGCUGAGGGCUGCUCGUCAGAAGAGGCUGGGCAUGAGGACUCUGCUGGGACCUCUUGCGGCGAUUCUGAUAAGAAAGAAUUUGGAACUCAAACACUGCACCCAGCCCAAAAUACGGUGGUGAAGAAAUUAGAUAAAGAGAUCUCCUGCAGGACUCCCGACCUCAGACCUCCUCCUAAUUACCAAUCACUUCUUCCUGCAAUCACUAGUUCGAACAUGCUCUCCGACGCAACCAGAGAUGAUACCUACGUGCAUGUUCUUCCAACCGUUUCUUACAAGCAUGGAUCAUCUGCUUUGCUUCCCGUCCUAGCAGUUCCGAUGUGCCACUCCAAGGGAGCCCACCCUAGCUUUACACAACUCAACAACCCAUCAACGGUGAUUUCCAUGGCCUUGAACAACUACCCUAGUAAGCAACCACUACUAGCUCAACCACCACUACCACCUUCAGGUAAACAUCCUCGAGCUUUUUUGAAAGCCCUGUCCACUUUUUAUAAUCACAAUGGAGAGCCAGCAAACAAUACAUCGUUAGGGAGUGCUCCGUUGUAUCAAAACCCUGCAUCUCCGUUUUCAACGUCGACCUUCAAAAACAUGUUGACACCCAUGAUGCAAGCUUCAUUGUGUAAACAAGCAAUUAAUCCGGUUAAAGAUGAGAAUGGUGAACACAAGGCUCCGAAUCUAUGUGAGAUUCCCAAUGCUUAUGUAGACAACCAGCAAUCGUCUGAGAUACAAGGCAGGGUCAUUGGAAGCCUUGAAGAUCAUUCAAGAGUUCAAAGUUAUGGUCAGCAAAAUCUGAACGUGUGUUUCGGAGCACUGGUCAAGGAAUACAACGAUUCUAGAAACAUGGCGGAGCAAAUGUCGAAGCUUCAGCAAAAAAAUCAACAAGUUUUGAACACUCGGUUUGGAGCUUUGGUGCGAGAAUUCAAUGAAGCGAAAAAAAUUGUUGCCAAUGGGAAAAAACAGAAUCACGUGGACAAUAGUGAUCAACAGAUAGUGAAGAAACUAAAUCAUGGUGGAGAAAUGAACAAUGAAUGCGAAGGUGGACAAAUAUACAGCAGUAAAAAUAAUCACUUUUAUCAUGGAAAUUGUGAGGAAAUCGAUGAACAAAUGCCUACUGCAUUUGUUAAUGGGAAUCGUCAACUACCCAUUCCUCUGAACAGUAAAGAUAUGCUGAGAAGACAAAUCAGUGUUUACGAUCAAGUGCAAGAUUUCCAAAAUGAUAACCAAGUAUCCAAAAUUUACAGUAAUUUCCGAAAUGAGAUCAAAUGUGUUAAAAAUGAGGAGCACAUUUCAAGCAUGCAAAGGAAAAACUGUGAUCAGGAAAAGACCUUUGAAGUUGAUGAUUAUGUGAUGGAAAGCCAAGAUAAUGAACCAGAAGAAAUGUCUCAAAAUAACGAAAGAAUGUUUCGAAUACAAACGAGUGACCCGAAUCAGAUAGAUAGUUUUCAAUCCGUUGAACAAAUGCCUCAAGUGGGUGGCGAUUUAAAUGAUGAAACCCAAUCCCUACAAUCGAAUGAUGAUGAAAAAUUGAAUAUGAUUGGUGAUUUGGGUGGAUUGAAUGAUUUAAUUACAUCAACUUUAGAAGAACCAACCGAUCAAAAGAAGAGUGUUGUACUUUCCAAGAUGGAAAAAAAUCAUCAAAAAAAAGUUAAGCUUGAUGCUUAUGAUGAUGAGCAAAAUAGCAAAAAUGGCUCUCAACAAAAAAAAACUUUACAAAUCAAAAACCAAAACACAUAUCAACAAUUGUUAAAAGAUCAAGAAGAUGAAGUCCUAUUUGAAGCGAAAAAGAAAUUGAUCAAAUUUCAAAAAGAUGAGAACAAACAAGAAAAAAAUGAUACAUCAAUAAAUCUUCAAACAAAAAAAUAUACUACGCGGAAACAAAAUCAAGGAGACCAAGUUUUGUCUCCAAAGAAACCUCAUAUGACCAUUGGAGAAAGGAUUGCACAAGCGGCCAAGCAAGCAUUGGAUGAUCUAGUUCCCGAGCCUUUAAAUGAGUCCCAAUUGUCGGAAUCCGCACCUCUUUUAAAAAUGAUUGACAUGUAUUAUGUUCAAUGCUUUUAUAGUAAAGAGUGGAAAUUACGCGACAAAGCUUUUCAAUACAUGAUUCAAAAAAUUAAGAAUGAACAAAUUAAUGGAGAUUCACUUGAUGUUUUUAGGGUUUUGAGCAAAGUCAUAUUGAAAGGCUUAAAUGACAAAGUAUCAAAUAUUUUCAACAUUGCAUUACAGAUGGCAAGGGUAUUUAUUUUAAGGUAUGCGAGUGGAAUUCCAGGAUCGGACCUUAAAAAUUGUGCAAAUGAUUUUACAAACCUUCUUCUAGAAAAAUUGGGUGAUUCCAACCCUCGCACCAAAGAUGCGGCCACGGAAGCAUUAAUGUUCUUGGCCACCAAAAAAGAAAUUGGACUCCCUUUCAUUGCCAUCUCCCUUCUUAAACCCCCCAAAAAUCAGACAAUAUGGAGGCCAAUUCUUGGACGUUUGCAAUUAAUUUUGAUGGCAAUUCCAAUAUUUGGGUUGCAUCCUCCAAACAAGCUUGGAUUGCAAACGGAGCCUUUGAUGUCAUUUAUUCAUCAAGCUUUCAAAAAUGCCAAUGGAGAUGUCCGGAACACAGCCGUCAAAGUAACCACAGAAGUUUAUAAGCACAUGGGAUCUCCCAUAGAAAAAUAUCUCAAAAAUGUGAAGCCGGUGGUCCGCGAGGUUUUAACUAAAAACUUUGAAAAAAUUGCUCAAGAAGCACAAAAUAAGGAAGAAAACGUCUUCAAAGAUGAAACCCUUUUAAAUGUGCGGACUCCUCCAAUAUGUUGUAACCCAAAAAUGAUGGAAAUGAAUCAUGAUGAUAAAUGUGUAGGUUAUUCUAAAAAAAGCAAAAAAAUCAUUAGAAAAACAACCACAAAUUCACCAAAUAUAAACGAGAAUAAAAUUGAAAUACAUGCAAUUGGAGAAGAUACAACAUCAUCAAUCUAUGAAGAUGCUUCUAUGGAUUCUAUUUCUCGUGGGAAAGAUCAUUGUAAGAAAAGUGUCCAAAAAAAAUCCAAAAGGUUAAAACAUUUUGCAAAAUCAAAUGAAGAAAUAAAAAUAAAUAAAUAAAAUGUCUUUUAAUUGACGGUUUUGGAAUUAAAAUGAA